This is a messenger RNA of Vicia faba (fava bean), 711 nucleotides long. The record is from the annotation of a GenBank genome assembly. Lineage: Eukaryota; Viridiplantae; Streptophyta; Magnoliopsida; Fabales; Fabaceae.
AUGCUUCUUCUUCAAAUUCUUCUCCUGGUGCUGACAUCUCAUCUUCUCCACCAGUUCCAAAAAGAGCACGAACUAAGGUUUAAGGAUAAGCUGAUUAAGUUUGAAUACAGUGAUUUUUCUGAGCCCUUUGGUAUGAAAUCAUCUGAUAACCUUAGGUCUGGUACUAAGAUGGGCGACUUCAACAAAGUUAAUAUUGUAUUGGAUAUAUCAAAGCAUUUGAUUUUGGAAAUCAACGGAGUUGUGUCCAAGGAAGAAGAUUUGGUUGGUGCUCCAUUGAUUAUGGACGAGAAAGUGUAUGAUGAUCAUAUUGUUGAGCCUAAAAAGAACUCUAAGGAAGAGGAUGGAGAUCUUUCUAACAUUGGUGUUACUCCUUCUGCAUCUGCUGAUGGGAAGACACUUCUUGAUGACAUGAUUCAGAAGCUGUUGGUUGAUAGUCAGGUUAGGGAGUACAUGAUCAUAGCAUACAUUAAUGUAGUGGCUCUUGAAAAUGAGGAUAUGAGGUCCAUGAUGAAGGGUGAGGUAAAAGAGGAUAUUCUAGCUGCUGAUUAUCGUAUGAUAACUCAAACUCAAGCAUUGAAGACUUUUGUUGAUUACCUUGGUGGUAAUAAUUUCAAUUUUCAUCAUAACUCUACAUCAAAUGUCUCCACUCCAGAUCCAGAAGACAUUGUUGUUGCUCCUGCUUUUACUUUUGAUCCCACUGAUCUACCCUAA